Messenger RNA from Quercus lobata, 1500 nucleotides. Its product is annotated as selenocysteine methyltransferase-like. Gene Ontology annotation, biological process: S-methylmethionine cycle. Lineage: Eukaryota; Viridiplantae; Streptophyta; Magnoliopsida; Fagales; Fagaceae. The transcript has 7 exons. The record is from RefSeq and is a predicted model, not a curated record. Bases 140 to 1198 code for a protein of 352 amino acids. Gene Ontology annotation, molecular function: zinc ion binding; S-adenosylmethionine-homocysteine S-methyltransferase activity.
CUUUCAUAAAAACUUCAAAGUUGUUAUUUAUUUAUUUUUCAUUCUAAAAAAAAAAAAUAACAACUUCAAAGUAAGCUGAAACUGAAACUGAAUCAGACUCGAGCGGGCGAGCGAGCGAGCAAGAUAGAUAUAUAAAGUGAUGGGACUCAGCAUCGAAACGACGUCGUCGUCGUCGUCACAGUCGCAGUGGGAUUUGAUGAGGGAGUUUGUAGAAAGUGAGGGAAGAGCGGCGGCGGUGUUGGACGGUGGCUUGGCGACGGAGCUGGAGCGACACGGUGCCGACCUCAACGAUCCACUCUGGAGCGCCAAAUGCCUCCUCUCUUCUCCUCAUCUCAUUCGCCAGGUACACCUUGAUUACCUAGAAGCUGGUGCAGAUGUUAUAAUAACAGCAUCUUAUCAGGCCACAAUUCAGGGCUUUCAGGCUAAAGGCUUUUCUAGAGAAGAGGGUGAAAACUUGCUUAGAAGAAGUGUUGAAAUUGCCAUUGAGGCAAGAGAUAAUUAUUAUAACAGAUGUGCUGAAUGUUCAUCUAAUGACACUGGAGUUGGAAGAAUUCUCCAACGUCGCCCAAUCUUAGUUGCGGCAUCUGUGGGGAGUUAUGGGGCUUAUUUGGCUGAUGGUUCUGAGUACAGUGGGGACUAUGGUGAUGCAAUUACACUAGAAACUUUGAAAGAUUUUCAUCUGAGAAGGGUUCAAGUCCUAGCAGAAUCAAGUCCUGACCUAAUUGCAUUUGAGACAAUUCCUAAUAAAUUAGAAGCUCAGGCUUAUGCAGAGAUUUUGGAGGAAGAAGACAUAAAGAUUCCAGCAUGGUUUUGUUUCAAUUCUAAAAAUGGUGUUAAUGUGGUUAGUGGCGAUUCCAUUCUUGAAUGUGCAUCAAUUGCUGAAUCAUGCAAGAAAGUUGUUUUAGUGGGAAUCAACUGUACCCCUCCUCGAUUAAUUCAUGAACUAAUAUUAUCUAUUAAGAAGGUAUCAAAAAAACCAAUAGUUAUAUAUCCAAAUAGUGGUGAAAGAUAUGAUGCCGAGCAAAAACAAUGGGUGCAAAAUACUGGUGUUUCAGAUGAAGAUUUUGUCUCGUAUGUAAACAGAUGGUGUGAGAUUGGGGCUUCCCUUGUGGGAGGUUGUUGCAGAACAACUCCAAAUACCAUUAAAGCCAUAUACAGGACUCUUUCCAAUAGAUCUGCUCCUGCUCUACCGCCAUAGGUACUGCUCUGACUUGAGGAGAGCAAAACAUAAUCUCUUUAAUGCAGAUGGUGGAAAGGCUUGCUAUAUCUCCAAUAAAAAAAGGGUUUCUGCUUGUUUUGGGAAGGAGGGCCUUGUACAAGCUGUUAGAGGAUGAGGUAGUUUCCUCAUAGAGCUUGCAUAUUUGAAUCUUAGAGCCAAAAUAGAAAGAACAUCUUAAUGUGUCAUCAGUACUUCAUCUCUCAUUCUUUGAGCCAAACAGAAAGUUUAAUUAACUAUACGAACCGUUUUGGACUUUGGAGACAUUCAUUCAUCAUUUUUUA